Molecule: messenger RNA, 4204 nt
Organism: Gasterosteus aculeatus aculeatus (three-spined stickleback)
Lineage: Eukaryota; Metazoa; Chordata; Actinopteri; Perciformes; Gasterosteidae
Source: RefSeq, a predicted model, not a curated record
UGAAUAUUAGGCCAGAUGUGGAAACCUCGCGUUAAUGGCGCAAUGUAGAUAUGUCUGAUUUGAUUUUCUUUUCUUUUUUAAAUGAUGUCAUCUGCAAACUUUUUUUGUGACACCCAAUGAUAUUAACAGUGUCAAAACUAUGGAGAAAAUCAGACAAGUCCCAUAAAUCAGACAAGAAUGUCACCUCUGAAACAAAUACAUCUUUGUCUUUCCGUCAACAUCCUCUUCGCCCUCAGUGAUCAGUGAGCACAGCACAAUGUUCGUAAAGCCGCCGUAGCCGUCGGCCUGCUCCUCUGUGACAGUUUGCACCUUUUGUUGUUGAUAAUCUGCGGCAUCUUUCCAAAACAGACCUCACUAAUGACCUUACAUCAUCAUGACCGCCAACCUCAAUCGGCUCCCUCAGCAGAAAGUGGGCUCUGAGCACGAGGCAGAGACUCCACGAUGAGCGAGUCGCCACGGCGCUUUCAGGUCAUCUCCGCCGAGCCCGCCGCAACACCCCAGCGCAUACAGAUUGUAACUGACCAGCAGACGGGUCAGGAGAUCCAGGUAGUGACGGCCAUGAAGCCGUCCAGCGCUCCCAAGCAGCAGUUCAUUCUGACCAGGGCUGACAGCUCGGGGGCAGGCAAGGUCAUCCUGGCCUCACCGGACAGCCACCACACCAAGCAGCUCCUCUUCACCGCGACAGACAGCCUGAUGCCAGGAAGGAUACAGAUCGUCACAGAUCCGGUGUCGAUGGAGCGGCUGUUGGGGCAGUCGGCGGACCUGAACCGGCCUCAGCCGGUGGAGUACUGCGUGGUGUGCGGGGACAAGGCCUCAGGCCGUCACUACGGAGCGGUCAGCUGCGAGGGAUGUAAAGGCUUCUUCAAGCGGAGCGUGAGGAAGCACCUGACGUACAGCUGCCGCAGUAAACAAGACUGCAUCAUCAACAAACACCACCGCAACCGCUGCCAGUUCUGUCGGUUGAAGAAAUGCCUUAACAUGGGGAUGAAGACCGACUCUGUCCAGAGUGAGAGAAAGCCCAUCGACGUGGCGCCCAGAGAGAGGCACACCAACUGCGCCGCCUCCACCCAAAAGAUCUACAUCCGCAAGGACCUGAACAGCCCGCUCAUCGCCACGCCGACCUUCGUCUCGGACACGGAGACGGACGGCUCCAGGUCCAGCCUGCUGGACCAGGGAAUGCUGGUUAACAUCCAGCAGCCGGUCAUCCAGAGCGAUGGGACGUUGCUGCUGGCCACCGACUCGAAGAUGGACCAUAACCAGGGGGACUUGGGGACACUCGCCAACGUGGUGACGUCACUGGCCAACCUGAGCGACUCGCUAAGAGAGAAUCUAAUCAACGGGGACACCUCGGACAGCCAGCACGAGGAGCAGUCUGCCAGCGAGAUAACACGUGCCUUCGACACUCUGGCCAAAGUCUUCAACCCGCCGGAAGUGGGUGUCGGACAGAGUCCAGCAGAGAAGCCGCAGUGUGUCAGCGGAACAACCAUCCAGCUGAUUGGUCGAGACCAGGAGACCCCCAUCAUUGAGGUGGAGGGGCCGCUGCUCACAGACAGCCAUGUCGGCUUUAGGCUGACCAUGCCCAGCCCCAUGCCCGAGUAUCUGAAUGUACACUACAUCUGUGAGUCGGCCUCCAGGCUCCUCUUCCUCUCCAUGCACUGGGCACGCUCCAUCCCGGCCUUCUCCGCUCUCGGUCAGGAGGCGGACACCAGUUUGGUGCGAGCCUGCUGGAAUGAGCUGUUCACUCUGGGCCUCGCUCAGUGCGCUCACGAGAUGAACCUGUCCACCAUCCUCGCUGCCAUCAUCAACCACCUCCAGAGCAGCAUCCAGGAAGACAAGGUUUCGAGGGACAGGGUGAAGCAGGUGAUGGAGCACAUAUGGAAGUUCCAGGAGUUCUGCAACAGCAUGACGAGGCUGGAAACUGACCGCUACGAGUACGCCUACCUGAAAGCAAUAGUGCUGUUCAGCCCGGAUCAUCCAGGUGUGGACAGCAGCGGGCAGAUUGAGAAGUUCCAGGAGAAAGCCUUGAUGGAGCUGCAGGACUACGUGCAGAAAAGCUACCCAGACGACACCUACAGGUUGACCCGCAUCCUGACUCGUCUCCCCGCCCUGCGCCUCAUGAACUCGGCCAUCACGGAGGAGCUCUUCUUCACCGGCUUGAUUGGUAACGUCUCCAUCGACAGCAUCAUUCCUUACAUCCUCAAGAUGGAGACGGCCGAGUACAACAGCCAGGACUGCGACCCCGCCGAGUGACGUCACUCCGGCUUCAGGUGCUCUUUCUCCGUCUCCUCGUCUCUCGUGGAGGGGGGUUUCACUGGCGAACAGCGGAGCGGAAUCCCGCAGCGGCCCCUUGGUUUCUUUUAACGAUGCACGGUGCAAAGCCAUUCAGGAAUCCUCUGCAGAUUAAGAUUAUCUGGGACUGAGACGCCGGCAGGACAGUUGGAAUGUUCUCUGGAGCUGAGGCGCUGCGGUCCUCUUGGAUUUGUGUCCGCGGACUGAGUGGAGAAGACUGGAGAGAAGGAGAGAAGAGUGGAGAAGACAACAAUGUCUUGAGGGCACUUCAAACUAAUUACGUAUCAAACGAAAUAAGCCUUUUUAAUUGUUGCGGCCUUUUCUAGGCCUUCCCAGGCGAUCGUGUUGAUCACACGACUAAUUAGAAAACUUUUUUAAAAUCCAAAUAUUAAGUGAAUCUGAGUACUUCAUUUUAAAGUGUACUUCUAAGCUGUCGGCUAUUUGUAUUUGGUAAUAUUGGCGCGUUGAAAACAGUUUUUGUUUUAGUGGCUGUGGCGUUAAAUUGAGGAUCCGGGCUUUCACAGAAGCCCAGAAGAAGUUCUGAAUAUCAAUGAACACGGCAUCAAAACACGCUUCCAACAUUCUUUUCUCUUUUAUUCCACCUUGAGACAUCGAUGUACAGCUUUUACUUUAAAUACGUUUGAUCAAUAGUUGGAAUGAGAACUCCAAUCAGGUAUGAAAACAAUGUCAAACCUCAAUGACUUCAUCAUUAAUCUGUAUUCAUCAUUACUGGCAUUCAUAGCAUUCUUCUUCCACACGGUGCAUUACAACAUCCGAGUUCUCACUCUUAACUCGCUUUCACAAAAUCUCCUCAGCCAAAUUCAUUAAUACAGAAUCACCCACGAGAUUUUAGCUGUGGCUGGUGUUUUCAUGUUCAGGUACAUUAUCGUGGAUAUGUUGCCAUAGUAACCUGUGCAAUCGCCUCAUCACUUUCCCCUUUACGACAAUCACUUCUAUGUUAUUACGUCUGUCCCAGCAGUUUCUGCAUUUUAUGUGUAUUCAUCAUUUAUUCCUUUGAAGGAAGGAGAUUGUCUUACAGCUUUUGGGUUCAGAAUUAUUGUGUAUGUGUUUUUGUAUUUGUGUCUGUACUCCGCUAACUGCACAUCAAUCAGCUUCUGUCUUAACACGGACUAAAACUUUGUGUUUUGUAUGUUUUUUUUCUAAAAUAUUUAAAUGUGUUGUGAACAUAUUUGCGUGUUGCAUACUAAGUGUACUUAAAGUACUUUUGGGAAGGUUUUUAACCGGUUUUAGAACAUACUAACCAGAUUUUCUGAGAAGAUUAGAUCGCCUCUCGUUUAACGAUUCAGAAUGCGCAUCCGCAGCGACGUGAAUGAUAACGGGAAUGUAAAGAGGUCAACAAUUAAAAAAUAUAUAUAUAUAUAUGUCACUUGUAAUAUUCUGGGGUUUAAAACCCACGCUGACUGUUGUGAAAUGACCCUUGUACAUGUAGUUUCAUUAAAAUGAGUGCAUGAUGUUUUUAGGCCGGGUUUUAUAAUCUGUCUGCCCUAAUAAGGAGCAUUGUUAUCAAUUUUAUAGUGCAUUGCAGUGCAUGAAGAAGUUGCUUAAGUGCAUUUUAUUAAAUGCUGAAUGAAAAAUGUUAAUUUAAAUGUUGUGACUUUAAAAUAUUAACCAUGAGGAGAUUGGAUCAUAAAACCUGGGCUUUGUGGACGGCGUGUAAACGAUGGUUUAAUUUUUAUACUGUGUAAAUGUACUCUGGUUUUCUGCUCAUGUGCGAUGUUUUUCUUCAAACGUGGAGAAACAACGUUCAUGUUUUGCUCAAGUUUGUCACGACCCCACAUUUCUACCUCACACCGAUAAAGAUAUAAAACAGAUGUAAUAACGACUGAGCUCCUGUAUCGGCAUUCCAGUCUCCGAGGCCGCACGCUAUUAACGAAAUAAACAAUUAAGUAUGAAA